Molecule: messenger RNA, 1764 nt
Organism: Ceratitis capitata (Mediterranean fruit fly)
Lineage: Eukaryota; Metazoa; Arthropoda; Insecta; Diptera; Tephritidae
Product: solute carrier family 25 member 44
Exons: 5
Coding region: 476-1480 (334 amino acids)
Biological process (GO): transmembrane transport; branched-chain amino acid catabolic process
Cellular component (GO): mitochondrion
Molecular function (GO): branched-chain amino acid transmembrane transporter activity
Source: RefSeq, a predicted model, not a curated record
UUUGUAUAUGCUUAUCAGCUAUAAAUUUUAUUAUUGACGUGUGGUGGUUUGGUAUAAUUUUCGCGUAAAAAAUAUAUAUUGGCAAUGAUUAUUUAACUUCAGAACUCAAUAAAUGGAGUUCAGUGUUUGAAGUUGAGUUUUUGCAUUAUGCUCAACGUGAAUUAUGUUGGUCUAGAUGAGAAUGUUUACAAAUAGUCUGACAAUCGUGGUUGUUAUAUAAUUGAUGUUUAUUUUAAGGAUAUUAGUCCUUUGUGGUGUAAGAAUUAGAAGCAGGACGACAUGAAAUUUACCUAGUUUUUACUUGCGGAAUCAUCAAAGAGCACCGCUUUCUUAGACUUAACAAAAUUGAUCACCAUCAUUGCAUCACUCAUCUGAAUGUGCUCGUUUUCAACACAAAUAAUUAUUGCCUGUUUAAUCUUCAUCACUACCGCUACCGCCAAUCGUCCUGCACCUGAUACAACAAAGAGCUAACAUAAUGAAUCGCAUUUCAGUUGCUAGUGGAGCUGCUACCGGCUCAGGUAGUUCUGUGGAUGCAACGCCUUAUAUACGUACCAUUGAAUGGGAUAUGAUGAACAAAACAAAAUUUUUUCCACUUUCUAUGUUGAGCUCGUUUUCGGUGCGUUGUUGUCUUUUCCCAUUGACAGUGAUAAAAACACAAUUGCAAGUGCAAUAUAAGAGUGAUGUGUAUAAAGGCAUGAUUGAUUGUGCCAUAAAAAUAUAUCGAUCUGAAGGUAUUCCUGGGUUAUAUCGAGGUUUUUGGAUAUCAUCCGUACAAAUAGUGUCAGGUGUUUUCUAUAUAAGUACAUAUGAGGGUGUACGCCAUUUAAUGAAUGAAAUGGGUGCAGGUCAUCGCGCAAAAGCAUUAGUUGCCGGAGGAUGUGCAUCACUCGUUGGUCAAACUAUUGUUGUACCAUUCGAUGUUAUAUCACAACAUGCGAUGGUAUUGGGUAUGGCAGCGCACGCAGGUCCCAGAGCAGAUCUAAAUCCACUUGGCAUAAAAACUGGACCUGGACGAAGUCGAUUUGCAUUGUCGUUAGAUAUAUCAAGAGAGAUUUUGAAGCGUGAUGGCUUUCGUGGUUUCUAUCGUGGGUAUACAGCGAGCUUAAUGGCAUAUGUACCAAAUUCAGCAAUGUGGUGGGCCUUCUAUCAUCUAUAUCAAGAUGAAUUGUGUCGAAUUUGUCCACCUUGGGUUUCACAUCUUUUUAUACAAUGCGUGGCGGGAAGUUUAGGAGGAUUUACAACUACAAUAAUUACAAAUCCUCUUGAUAUAGUCAGAGCCCGUCUGCAAGUGCAGAGACUGGAUUCAAUGCGCGUAGCAUUUCAAGAGUUGUGGCGAGAGGAGCACCUCCACUGUUUCUUUAAGGGCUUGUCCGCGCGACUCGUGCAGUCGGCGGCAUUUUCGUUUAGCAUAAUUUUAGGCUACGAGACAAUAAAACGAAUAGCAGUUGAAGAGCAAUACAAGCAUCAAAUACGUUGGUAAAUUGGCAACAAAUGCACAACUGUAACCACCAAUAACUUAAUUGAUAAGUACUCGCAUGAAAUUUUCACAAUCAUGUCUCACAACCAGUCUAAAUGAAUUAAAUAAACACGCCAAAGAAUGCAAUGAUAUUGCUGUUUUGCUCUGCAGUAACUGUUAACAAGAAAUUGAAGCCCCUUUGUCUCACACAUAAAUAUUUAUCAAUGUAUUGCAUCACCGGACCGGCAACAAACAAUAUAUUUAUGGUUACAUAUACAUACAUAUAUGUAUGUGUGUAUUUAAAUAAU